Pistacia vera is the source of this 1243-nucleotide messenger RNA. Its product is annotated as stearoyl-[acyl-carrier-protein] 9-desaturase, chloroplastic-like. The record is from RefSeq and is a predicted model, not a curated record. The transcript has 3 exons. NCBI's taxonomy places the organism in Eukaryota, Viridiplantae, Streptophyta, Magnoliopsida, Sapindales, Anacardiaceae. Gene Ontology annotation, biological process: defense response; fatty acid metabolic process. Bases 61 to 1053 code for a protein of 330 amino acids. Gene Ontology annotation, molecular function: stearoyl-CoA 9-desaturase activity; stearoyl-[ACP] desaturase activity. Gene Ontology annotation, cellular component: chloroplast stroma.
CAGCUCUAUUCUGGUUCUAAGGAGGCAAAAGAGCUGAAGAAGCUGUCCUGUGCCAAUUCCAUGGCCCCGGAAAAGGUUGAAUUAUUCAAAUCCAUAGAGGAUUGGGCAAGAGAUAGCAUUUUGCCUCUACUAAAACCAGUUGAAAAAUCCUGGCAGCCUGCAGAUCUUCUACCGGAUUCGGGGUCAGACGGAUUCAUAGAACAAAUCAAUGAAAUAAGGGAGAGAACAAAGGAAAUUCCUGACGAUUGUUUGGUUGCUUUAGUUGGUAACAUGAUCACAGAAGAAGCCCUUCCAACGUAUCAGUCGAGAAUCAAUGCCAUUGAAAUUUAUCAUGAUGAAACAGGAACCGACAACACUCCAUGGGCGAUUUGGAGUAGAGCUUGGAGUGCUGAAGAGAAUCGCCAUGGAGAUCUUCUCAAUAAAUAUCUUUAUCUUUCAGGAAGAAUUGACAUCAAACAAGUUGAGAAAACUAUUCAGCAUUUGAUUGCUUCAGGAAUGGAUUUUGGCACUGGAGACAACCCUUACCAUUGGACAAUUUACACAUCAUUUCAAGAGAGAGCAACAUUCAUUUCUCAUGGCAACACAGCCAAGCUUGCCAUGAAACAUGGAGACUCAAAGCUAGCUCAAAUUUGUGGCACAAUUGCUUCCGAUGAGAAGCGCCACGAAACCGCUUAUAGUAGGAUCGUUGGGAAGCUAUUUGAGCUCGAUCCUAGCGAAGCAAUGGUUGCAUUUGCCGACAUGUUGAAAAUUAAAAUCACGAUGCCAGGCCAAUUGAUGUACGACGGUCAGGAUGUGCAUCUAUUCGAUCACUUCUCUAAUGUCACCAUGCGAAUUGGGGUAUACACAACCUCGGAUUAUAUUAGUGUUUUGGAACAUUUGGUGGGUUUUUGGAAUGUCAAGAAACUUGAGGGGCUUUCGAGCGAAGGAAAAAUUGCUCAAGAUUAUGUUUGUGAGUUGCCUGAAAGGUUGAGAAAAAUAGAGGAGAGAGCUCGAGCGAGGGCUAUCAAAGCGCCUGCAAUUCCAUUCAGCUGGGUUUUUAAUAGAGAAGUGUAGCUAGUUACUUAAGAGUUGGAUGAAGGUCAAUGAAAUCACUAUAAUAAUGCUCGUGUGUGUACUCCCUAUUGAGAGUUUUACAAUCCGAAGAAUGUGAUAUAAGUUUUACUGAAAACAUUAUAUUGUUAUUAAAUGUAAACUUUGUCUUUAUUAAUGUUAUAUUUUAUGAUAUAUAAUAUAAUAAUAAAUG